UUCAAUGCAAAGCAAAACAUCAGUGUUCAGUGAUAAGAAAUGAGAAAACUGAAAAGAGAAAGAGAUGUAGAAUAUUAAUUUUCGGUGUUUUUUGUUUUAUUUCAUCUGAAAUAAUUUCUCUCGUAAUUAAUUAAGUUUGCAGUGUAUGGUGAUAAUUUAUAUUAUUUUAUUGGAAAAUCUUUUCCGCAGUCCAAUUCUAACCACAUGCACAUGGUUUCAUCGUCAUCCAAAGUUUGAUGAUCCGAUAAAAUGAGUUUGUUUCGAAGUUGUGUCAACUUGAUCUGCCGACAAGAAAUUUUCGGACAGUUUUUGAAAAAUUCGAAACCUGCAAAUGCUUCCAUUUUAGGAGAUGCUAUAAUUCGGCUAGGAAGUACUCUGGAAAGGCUUCACAAAACUGGCCCGGUCAUGAAAAACCGGCCGAAUAAGAAUCCACUGGGAUAUAACAAACCUUUCAUGAAAGGUAUAGUUUUAAGAAGGGUCGUAAAAAAACCUGUGAAACCUAAUUCUGGAAAUAGGCAAUGUGUUUUGCUUCGCCUAAGUAAUGGAGAAGAAGUUACUGCACAUGUACCAGGUGAAGGGCACAACUUGCAAGAACACAAUGUGGUUCUUGUGAGACCAGGUAGAACUAAAGAUGUACCUGGAUUAAAAUUGAAAUGUGUGAGAGGGAAAUAUGAUUUACCUCAUGUAAUAAAAAAAAUAGUGUAAUUUUGUUGUUGAAUAAUAAAUAUAUACGUAGUUUGAAUA
Molecule: messenger RNA, 744 nt
Organism: Planococcus citri (citrus mealybug)
Lineage: Eukaryota; Metazoa; Arthropoda; Insecta; Hemiptera; Pseudococcidae
Gene: tko
Product: technical knockout
Exons: 3
Coding region: 250-705 (151 amino acids)
Biological process (GO): translation
Cellular component (GO): small ribosomal subunit; ribosome
Molecular function (GO): structural constituent of ribosome
Source: RefSeq, a predicted model, not a curated record